Chelonus insularis is the source of this 978-nucleotide messenger RNA. RefSeq names its product odorant receptor 22c-like. Lineage: Eukaryota; Metazoa; Arthropoda; Insecta; Hymenoptera; Braconidae. Gene Ontology annotation, cellular component: plasma membrane. Gene Ontology annotation, biological process: detection of chemical stimulus involved in sensory perception of smell; sensory perception of smell. Gene Ontology annotation, molecular function: odorant binding; olfactory receptor activity. The transcript has 6 exons. The record is from RefSeq and is a predicted model, not a curated record. Bases 1 to 957 code for a protein of 318 amino acids.
AUGAAAUCAUCAGAGAGUAUGAGUAGUUUAGAUGAAGAUAUUCAAUAUAUUUUUCAAUUAACUCGAUGGGCUCUUAAACCUCUUGGGUUGUGGUGGAUCAUUGCUGAAGAAGAACGUCAGAUGAUGUUAGAAAAAUCAAAAUUUGGAAAAAAAAUUACCAAACUUUGUGCUUUUUUUAUAUUUAGUGGUGGAUAUGCUUUUACUACUAUAAUGCCAUUGUGGAAUAGACAUGUAAAUAAAAAGAAAGGACUAGUGAAACCAGCACCACCUUCAAUAUACGAUCAUCUUUUUAAUACUCAAGCUACACCAGCACGAGAAAUUAUUUUUGGUAUUCGUUUACUUGGUUCAACUAUUUGUUAUAUUGUUAUUACGGCAGCUUGUGGCUUAGCUGCUAUGUCUGCUAGUCAUAUUAGUGGACAUGUUGAUAUUAUAAAAUCACGAUUACAAAAACUAGUUGAUUGUAAAUAUGAGACUGAACAUGAUAUGGUUAAUGAUAAAAUUGCGUUCAUUAUUCAAUGCCACGUCAAAAUUAUAAGUUUUUCGGGACGCGUAGAAAAAAUGCUUCGAGAAAUUUGUCUUAUUGAAGUGCUAUCAUCAACAUUUCUGAUAUGUUGGCUAGGAUACUACUGCAUGAUGAAAUGGAAUGAUAAUGAACCAGUAUCUAUCUUGACUUAUACCAUUUUGUUGAUAUCUUUGACUUUAAACAUUUUUAUAUUUUGUUAUAUUGGUGAAAUUUUACAAGAGCAGUGUGCGUCAAUUGGAAAUUUUACUUACAUGAGUGACUGGUACAAAAUAUCUGGGAAAAAAAUAUUAUCAUUGCUUUUAAUCAUCGCCAUGGCUAAUUAUCCUCGUCGAAUAACUGCUUGUGGUUUUAUGGAUUUAAACAUUCGAAGCUUUGGUUCUAUAAUGAAGACUUCAGUAGCAUAUUUAAAUAUGUUAAGAGCAAUGGCUGAAUAAAUUAAAUUGGCUUAUUAAUUU